Messenger RNA from Mytilus californianus (California mussel), 4286 nucleotides. Its product is annotated as matrix metalloproteinase-16-like. NCBI's taxonomy places the organism in Eukaryota, Metazoa, Mollusca, Bivalvia, Mytilida, Mytilidae. The transcript has 11 exons. The record is from RefSeq and is a predicted model, not a curated record. Gene Ontology annotation, molecular function: metalloendopeptidase activity; zinc ion binding. Gene Ontology annotation, cellular component: extracellular matrix. Gene Ontology annotation, biological process: extracellular matrix organization; proteolysis; collagen catabolic process. The coding region runs from base 220 to 2019 and encodes 599 amino acids.
CGCUCUUUUCAUCUGUAGACCGCCCAUUGAACUUACCUGUCAACCAUGACGUAAUUUGUUUAUAUAUUUAUACAUGGUUUUUCACACAAACUUUACUUUAGGAGUAAGAAGCAACUAAUAUUUCCUCAUUUAUGUCAUAUCGAUUAAAUUAUGAAUCUACUUUUAUAAUUUUACAGUAUAUACAGCUGAACACACAAGGAACUAAAUUAGUCAGUUAAUAUGGAUAUAGUUUACAGACUGAUUUGUAGUUUAACAUUAGUGUUACAAUUUAUUAAAUAUGAAACCUUGGGAAACUUAGUUAUAAAUGCAGAUGAAACGAAUUAUUUAGUGAAAUAUGGUUAUAUACCUCCGGAAUCAUCUGGUAGUGCUGCCUACAGAACCGAGGAGUUUUAUAAAGACGCUGUCAGAAACUUUCAGAAAAUGGCUAAUCUACCUGUUACAGGUGUUCUUGACACAUCUACAAAGGAGAUGAUGAAGCGCCCAAGGUGUGGCGUGAAGGACGAUAUGCAAGGAACUUCUGAUAAUGCCAAGAGAAAGAAACGAUACGCUUUACAUGGAAGUAAAUGGUCAAAGCACUAUUUAACAUAUAAAAUUUCCAAAUAUGGUAAAAGGUUAAAGAAAGAGGAUGUCGACAGGGAAAUUCACAGAGCAUUUACAGUUUGGAGCGAAGUUUCACCUUUAACCUUUACUAGGAAACAAACCGGAGCAGUAGAUAUUGAUAUACGAUUUGAAAAAUACUGGCAUGGCGACAACAACCCAUUUGAUGGUCAAGGUCAAACAUUAGCUCAUGCUUUCUUCCCACAGUUCGGAGGAGAUGCCCAUUUUGAUGAUGACGAACCAUGGACUAUUAACCUUCCAGACGGUGUGGAUUUUUUUCAAGUUGCUACACACGAAUUCGGACAUUCCCUAGGACUGGCACAUUCCAACAUUUACAGUGCGUUAAUGGCUCCAUUUUAUAAAGGCCACACAAAAGAUUUCAAACUUGGAAGGGAUGAUGUAGCUGCCAUACAAGCAUUAUAUGGUUCACCAAAGAACACCCCAAAACCACCAACAACAACUACCACUACCACUACCACUACCACUACCACUACCACUACAACAAUGAAACCAUGGAAAACGUGGAAACCAUGGAAACCAAUGAAAGACCAAAACAUGAUGACUCCCAAACCACGGACACCAAAACCAACGACUGCAGACAGAAUUACUACUAAAAGUCCAGUUGUGAAAAUCCCACACAUAUGUAGACAUGCUUAUAUAGACGCCAUAACAAGACUGAAAAAUGGUGAAACGUAUAUCUUCAAAGGAAAACAUCAUUUUCGUUUAACGCGAUAUGGUAUCGACCGAGGUUUCCCAAGGAGGAUAUCAUGGGACUUCAAAGGUGUAGAGGGACCAAUAGAUUCCGCUAUCACUUGGGAUAAUGGAUAUACUUAUAUUUUUAAGGACGAUGUAUAUUGGAAGUUUGAGAACACUAAGAGAAUAUAUGGUCCUAAAAAGAUAUCUGUUGGGUUCAGUGGAGUGCCUGCUGGUAUCGAUGCUGCUGUAGUCUGGAGCGGUAAUGGUAAAACUUAUUUCUUCAAAGAUGGUUAUUACUGGAGAUACUCUGGGAGAAAGGUUGAGUACGGUUAUCCCCGACCAGUGUCUGUAUGGAGAGGUUUACCUAAGAAGAUAACUGCAGCUUUUAAGUGGGAGAAUGGGAGGACCUACUUUUUCAGUGGCGAGAAAUAUUAUAGAUAUAACGACCACCUUUUUACAGUUGACGCCACAUAUCCAAGAUCAGUUGCUACAUGGUGGCUAGGGUGUCCAAAUCAAGGUGAAAUGACAGACAUAAGAGACCCUUACACACAAAAUAAAAAAGGACAAUCAGAGAAAAAUAAUAAAGAUGAACAAUGGUUAAUUGUGGAAGAUGAUGGAACAACUUACAUGGACGGACAAAAUCAGAACAAUUCGGCUGUCAAAUAUAGUACUUCUUUAACUUUAAUUAUUAGCUUUUUGAUAGUUCUCUGCAAUAUUUAUUUGUGAUCAUGAAAUGAAAAUUUAUAAAAAAUUAUAAACGGGUACACAUUACAUUCCAUGUCGAACGAACCCAGUCUAAGGGAGAUAAAUCCAGCAUUAAUUUAUAGCUACAGGUCUGCUGUGAAAUAUUCCAAAGUUCCUCAUAUUAAUCAUUAGAAUGUUUGCUUUAGUUUUUGAUAUUUCUAUGUAGAGUGAGCGUGUGAACAAGCUAAAUGACAUUUGCAUGUGUAUUUAAGGCUUCAGGGUAUAUGUAAAGAACAUGUAUGACAAAUUAUCGUCGAGUCGGUGUUAAAAAUAUUUAAAUUUAACGUAAUAAUUUGUCUUGUUCUCCAAUAUUUGGGUUCCUUAUGUUAUUUCUAUAUUUCGUUUCGAUGAUAAAAAUAUCAUACAGGGAAUUUCCAUUUUAAAAGGCUUAUAAAAUGAACCUGGUUUACGUAUUUCAUUUAAAGUCUUUUGUUUUCCGGUGUAAUCUCUCUGUCUCUUAUUAUGGUUUGGUUACUUUUUGAAUGGUCCAUUUACCGUGUUUAUAGGAGCCUUGGAUCCUAGUCCAAUCUAUGCUAUGUCAGGUCUGAAGUUAAUGCUAUCCUGGUGCAGUGAGCAAGGAUCCCAGACUAUAGUGGACUAUGUUGUUCAUAUGUAUUUUAUUUCUUUGUAUUAAAGACAUCAGCCGGUUGUAGCAUUUUACUUAUCAGUAGUUGUUGGUUUUGACUUUGUUUGUAUAUAUAUUGAUGAAAUGGACUUAAUUAUAUUGUAGAUAAUGCUUGUUAUUUAUUUUGAGACAUUUAUACAAAAUGUAGGGAUUAUUUAAAAUCCCCUUAUUUAUCAAAAUUAACCACCAACUCAGAAAAUAGGAUAAUACCUGUUAGGAGAAAACUGUAUUGUGAAUGGUGUAUGAAAGUUAAUCUGACCACACCAACUAUAAUUAAUAGAGAAACCUUUCUUAUGGAUGGUUAUCUAAAGUGUAUGGAAGUUAAUCUGCCAAGUGCCUGACCAAUCUGACUAUAAUCCUUAAAUCUUUUUUUAUUCAUGAAUUGAAAUUUAUAGUGAAAUAUUUCUUUAUUGUUAUACCUUACACAUGUAUUUCCUUCAAAAUGAUAUAUUCAGAAUCCAUGGAAAAAGAUACAUUUUAGGAAUAUUAGACAUGUUUGUAUGUUGUUAGCAAGGAUUCCAUCGUUAUUACAUUUAUAUGUUAUGAUAACAUUUAUGAUUUGUUUGUAUUUAUGAUUACAUGUGGGAUUUUUAUAACAUUUAUAUACUGAGAUUACAUAUGUGACUUAUUCAUAUGUAAUGAUUACAUGUGUGCUUUGUUAAUGUUUUGAUUACAUAUGUGGUUUGGUUGUAUGUUAUGAUAUAUGUAAUUUGUUUGUAUGUUAUGAUAAGAUAUAUGAUUUGUGUGUAUGUAAUGAUUAUACAUGUGAAUUGUUUGUAUGUUAUGAUUACAUGUGUGCUUUGUUGUAUGUGAUUACAUAUGUGAUAUGUUUGUAUGUUAUCAUUACAUGUAUGAAAUGUUUGUAUGCUGUGAUUACAUAUGUGAUAUGUUUGUAUGUUACCAUUACAUGUAUGAAAUGUUUGUAUGCUGUGAUUACAUAUGUGAUAUGUUUGUAUGUUAUCAUUACAUGUAUGAAAUGUUUGUAUGCUGUGAUUACAUAUGUGAUAUGUUUGUAUGUUAUCAUUACAUGUAUGAAAUGUUUGUAUGCUGUGAUAACAUAUGUGAUAUGUUUGUAUGUUAUGAUUACAUAUGUGAUAUGUUUGUAUGUUAUCAUUUCAUAAGUGAUUAGUUUGUAUGUUAUCAUUAGAUAUGUGAUUUGUUUGUAUAUAUUGAUUACAUGUGAGAUUUGUUUGUAUGUUGUAAUUACAUGUGUGAUUUGUUUGAAUGUUCUAAAUACAUGUGUGAUUUGAAUUGUAUUUAGACAUUGUCAUUGCACGUGGCUAUUUGUUUUUGAUAUAUAUGAUUUAUUGAUAUUUUGAAUUUUAUUUUCUUAAAUUUGAUAUAACUGUUUUAUACAUCCUUUUUUUUAUAUGUAUGUAGUCAGAUAGAAAAUAUUAUGUUUAAUAAGUGCUAGGUAAGUUUGAUUAAUGUAAGUGAUUAAUGUAAGUGAAUCAAAAGAUGAAUGUACAUCAGUACAACAUGAAACAAUCAGUGUUUUUAGAAAUCAUUAAUUUUCCAAAAUUUAUAAUUAUGUGCCAUGAAAUUUGUAAAUAAAAUGUGUGAAUCAAUAGUACAACUGUACGGAUACUCCUCAUCUAUAUCAUACUAUUAAAUUUUCUACCUA